Aquila chrysaetos chrysaetos is the source of this 2346-nucleotide messenger RNA. Its product is annotated as tetraspanin-18-like. The record is from RefSeq and is a predicted model, not a curated record. Gene Ontology annotation, cellular component: membrane. Lineage: Eukaryota; Metazoa; Chordata; Aves; Accipitriformes; Accipitridae. Bases 616 to 1644 code for a protein of 342 amino acids. The transcript has 8 exons.
AUCGCCCACCUGACGUGCCGGCGGGAGGCGCUCUAGCCCGGCCGCGCGUCUCGCUGGCCGGGCGCUCGGCUGCCCCCUAGGGGCGGGGCGCCGCGCAGCGCCGGGAGCGCCACCUCCGGGAGUCCCGUGAUGGCGGCGGGCGGGCCCGGCCGGACCGGGGAGAGCCGGCGGGUUCCGCACCCCGCGGCCUUAGCGGGGAGGGGGGGGCCGACCCCCGCGGAGCGAGGGCCGCGCCCGCGCCGCCCUUAGGCCUGUGUUUAUAGUGGCCGCGGCCCCAUGACCAGGCCAGCGCGGUCCUGAGGGGCACCCAGGCCAGAAAGGACGGACCCAGUCGUCCGUCCGUCCAUCCGUCCCUGUCCCUCUGUCCCCAGUGGCCGUCAGCCGCCUUGGCACCACCCUGCUCGCACGCACGCAGCUCCCCACGGAAGGCCGUCGAGGGCUUCCCCAGCUGCCGACAGCACCGGAGAGCAAAUGUCGGCAGCAAUAAUUGAUGGCCAAGGUCGCCCUUAGCCUGUUGGGUCCGGCUCGUCUUUCCCUGCCCGGAGGUUUAAUUACCUCCGCUAACGACAGCCAGGGCCGGAGACUCCCCUCUGCCCUCCGCCGCCGCCCGGCACAAUGGCAGAUCCUGUUCCCCAUCAAUCAUUCAUGCCCCUGCUGCUGGAAGGGAUUUCUCGGGGGCUGCUCAACCGGGAAGGGGAUGGGGGGGAUCUUCCAACCUUCCCGGCAUUAAAUAGGCGCUGCCAGUGCCGGGGCAGGUCGGAGGCGCCUGGGUCACCCACGGGGGACGAACGCUGCUGUGUCCCCCGCUCCGGCGUCCCCAUGGGUGUCUUGAGCUGCAUGAAGUACCUGAUGUUCAUCUUCAACGUGCUGGUGUUUGCUGGGGGGACGUGCCUGGCGGGCGUGGGGGUCUGGGUGGCCGUGGACCCGGCUGGUUUCCAGGACAUCGUGGCUGCCAAGCCUGUGCUGAGCGUGGGUGCCUACCUGCUGCUGGCCGUGGGCAUCGCCCUCUCGCUGCUGGGCUUCCUGGGGUGCUGCGGGGCCCUGCGCCGGAGCCGGCCGCUGCUGCUGGUGUUCUUCAUCCUCGUGAGCCUCGUCUUCAUCACGCAGCUCAUUGGGGCUGUUCUCUUCCUGGUGCACUGGAAACAGAUCCAGCCGGAGCUCUUCCUGUCUGAGCUGCGGAGUAACUACCAUGGGGACGAGGCUCCUGAGGUCUUCUCUACUGCCUGGAACACGCUCAUGGUCACGGACCUGAAGACUUUGGGAAUGGCUCCCUCUUCCAGGAGCUGCACCCAGGGACACCCUGGCCGCAGGCAUGCUGCACCCGGGAUGGGCUCCUGCAGGCGGGCGAGCUGCUGGGCUGGGAGCAGUGCCGGGAGAGGAGCCCCGGCUACAUCCACGAGCAGGGCUGCUUCUCCACCUUCGGCAGGACCCUGCAGAAGUACAUCUCUGUCCCUGGGACUUGCAGCUUGGCCGUGCUGGGCAUUGAGAUCUUUGCCAUGUUCUUUGCUUUUUGCCUUUAUUACAACUUUGACUGAGCAGGACGAAGUGUGGCAGAGACAAGCCAAGGGCUUUGGAAACAGCAGCAGGCAAGGACACUCCAUUUCCUUGCAUGUGAGAGCACAGCUCUCCAGUUCAGCACUCUGAUUACUUCCCCAGGCAGGCGGGAGCCUUGCCGUGUCCUGUCUCUGCUCCAGCAGGCAUGUAAGGAUUGGCCUGGUUCACUUUUCUCAGAGCAGGGAUGGGAGGCAGGCUAAAUUCCUUGCAGGCAACCAUGCAGAGCAGGAGGCUGAGCAUCAAACUCACUCCCAUUGUGAUCUGCCAUCGGUCUUCACACAGUUAAACAGCUCUGGUGACGGAGUCCUGCCUCCCGUGCUCUGUCGCACCACCAAAAACUGUCCUUCUUCCUCCUCAUCCUCUCGAGCUUCUUGCCCUGCACCUCACCUCCCCAGCCUCUGCUCUCUUCCACACCCAUCCUGCUCCCAAACCUCCAGGCACCCUCCAGGCUUUUCUCCAUCCCUCUCAGCUGGUGCUUUUCACUGGCCACCUCCUGGAGGCACAACAGAGUCAAGACCUAGCCCAGGGCUUGUUAAAUGGUCCAAGCGGCAACUGGAAUCAAACAGGCUGCUCUAGAGAGCCAGAGUUUUGAGUCUUAGGAGUCUUAAUGACGGACUUAUCCUUUAGCAGCCUUGAUGUUACAAGGAAAAGGAAGCCUUUACUACAGAAGAAUUUCCACAAGCUAGCUCUAAUGUGUCUGUCGCUCAGCUUCUGCUCUCAGUUUGUUCUGAAGCAGGGACAGUAACAUAGAAGCCGAAACACUUGGUGCUGUUCCCACUCCUCAGAGAAAGC